Molecule: messenger RNA, 8207 nt
Organism: Pogonomyrmex barbatus (red harvester ant)
Lineage: Eukaryota; Metazoa; Arthropoda; Insecta; Hymenoptera; Formicidae
Gene: Piezo
Product: piezo type mechanosensitive ion channel component
Cellular component (GO): membrane
Molecular function (GO): mechanosensitive monoatomic ion channel activity
Source: RefSeq, a predicted model, not a curated record
CCUUGGCUAGGCGUCGAACGACCAGCCAGUCGGUGGCAAACCGGCGUCGACCACUAAACGUCGGUGGUCGGCUAAAGUCGGCUAUAAUCGUAUGUAAAAGAGAGUCGGGGGCGGUCGAUGCUCCAUGUAUUUUAUAGUAGAUGACACGUGGACGCAAGUUGUCAUUCAUAAAACUGUAAAGCGGUUUGAGUGUAUCAUGAAGAGGAUACGUUGAUGAUCGCUGAUGGUGUGUUGCUUCUGCAGUUACUGAAAAGCGUGUCAGGAAGCGUAUGUUGCUCCCUUCGAAGUUCGAUCGAUCUAACAGCUGGGAGAAAGUGCUUGAAAGGGGAUGCUCUGAAACGGUGUAUAAGUUUGCUCGUAUAAGGGUGAAAGACCAUCCAGGCAAUUUGAAGCAUGACGAAAUACUGGCUGAACGUGGCCCUUCUCAGGGUCGUUCUACCAGUCGUCUUAGCUGGAUGUACGAUAUGGCGACCAGCGGGACUGUCGAUCGUUUAUCUGGGGCUAAUGCUUUAUUCCCCGAUAGUUCCAAUACCAACACACACUACCAUGACAGGCCACACGGGAAUAUAUCUGAAGACUUGUAUCUGCCUAGCCGUUCUUAUGGUCGUAGCUCAGAUCUCCUUUCAUAUUGUUCUUUUGUCACUACCACCCUACGGACAUUUUCUACAAAACUGCGAGUUUAUAGAAAAGCUUCUCAGACAUAUAGGCUUUGUCAGAUUAGAUAGCGCAUCUGUGUGGGAAAUUUUUUAUUGGCUAACGCCAGAACUCAUAGUCUUACCCACUGUACUUGCCAUAUAUUUUAUAUGUCGUUUUCUUACACAAAAUCGUGUUAGCCAUGAAGAGGAAACUGUUCUUCAUCAAGAAACUAAUUCUCAGCAAAAUAAAACAGAAGACAAUAGGACAAAGAUAAUCAACUUUCUGGGCAGUAUCGGUACCUAUGUUGUUUUGGCAUCAUUAUGUUGCGUCGCGGCCUUAAAUCCAUCAAUAGAGGCAGCUGUCUACUUUUUAGUAUUUCUCGGUGCUGCUACGUGCCGGGCUUGCAACAAAAAACUGCGAAAGGGUUUCUCCGUGAUAUGCAGGAUCGUUAUGGUCAUCGUGAUUGUUCACAUCGUUACGUUGCUCACCUAUCAGAACGAAUGGCCGCAAGAGAUCAUUCCAGUAUCUAGUGCUUGGUCACGUUACCUGGCCCUAACUGCAAUUUAUCAUACCAAUUGCAGCGAUCCGAGAAAUGUGGAAUACGCAGAUAAUGCCGAUUGGUUGAUUUACGGAUACAUUUUGAGACUGUUCUGGCUCUACUACAUCCUCGCACUGCAAUCACAGUUUCUUAAUAAAAAACCGGAAAAGGAAGCAAAACGAUUAAGCGACAGACUGGAAAAUCUGGACACGCCAUUGUCCAGGCACGUGUCCAUCAGACGCAGAACACCUUCUCAAAGAUGGCAAUCAGCGCGACGUAAGGCUCGCAAGCUGGUCGUAGAUUCGUCGUUAGCAACGAUCGACGAGCGAACACCUUUGAUGCGAUUUGGAUCCGGAAGAGCAGGGCUUCUUCAAGAUUCCACUACCGGAAGUAUUAUUGUCAAUCAGGAUGGUCAAAAUGAUACUAUACAAAUGCGAAGUCUCAGUGAAGGGGCAUCUGAUGAAACACCAGGUAUCGUUGAACAAAUAAUUAUGGCAGUAUACUCUAUUUUCCAAUUAAUUAUAAAUUCAUCAUACCUUGCUACAAACAUAAUAAUGAUGACAUGGAGCAUUAUGUAUCACAGUUGGACGACAUUUGUUCUGCUCCUAUGGGCUCUAAUUCUAUGGAUGGUUCCCAAUAAACGUGCUUCCAUGAUGAAAUGUUCUCCCUUUAUUGUGUUUUAUGCAACACUCUUACUUCUCGGACAGUAUGUAUACAGUAUGGACUUAAACGAUCAAGAAUUACCGAGAGUAAUAGGCGAAAUCAAGAUUUCUGAAAUUGGAUUCAGCAAAGCCGAUGAACUUGGUCGAUGGCAUCUCAUAGUUAAGUGUGUGUUUAUAUCAAUGUUCUGGAUCACUAUGAAACAAUAUAUGGCAGAACGAACGCAACAAAGACGAUCUUCUACUCUAAGAGAUAUGGUCGCGCCGCUACAUGUGUCUGUCUCGACAGCCACAACUGCUAUGAGUCACGAGACACCGGAGAUCAAAAGCAAGUUUAUGAAAAACAUAGGAAAACUUUUGAAAAAUUUAUUAACAAAAUUCUGGAUUGCUGUGGUAGCAAUCAUGCUGUUCAUUUGCGGCAUUACAGGCGAACGCAUGACCAUGUUCAGAAUCGUUUAUAUGUCGUUAUUCCUCAUCUUUGUCAUCACAUUUCAGAUAUCGUGGAUAGCAUGGAGAAGAAUGAUGUACGUAUUUUGGUUAACAGUCAUUGGAUAUUCAAUCAUCAUGUUAAUCCUUGUUUACACUUAUCAGUUCCAAUAUUUCCCAGGUUAUUGGGAGAAGCUCGGUAUAGAUAAAGAAUUACAAAAGGAUAUUGGAUUGGAGAGUUAUAAGACCAAAGAUUUGUUCGUGAAAUUGUUAAUACCAACGUUUUUCGUAAUCAUUACAGUAUUGCAGAUUCAUUAUUUCCAUAAGGAUUUUCUUGAGGUCACCAAUAUCGAUAGAUUAGGGCCUGAGAACUCAUUCAGACGCGCUAGUCUGGGAUAUUCUCCUAGCAUGAAUAUUCCAACAUCUUCACCAGCUGAUGUUACGCUUACCGAAGAUGAAAAACAUACGAUAUACACGUUGAAGCAAUUAAAACAUAUGUCAAAAUUAGAGAGAAUUGCGUUAUUUCGAAAAGUGACAAAACAUCUUGUAAAUUUUUACAAUUACAUUUGGCUCUUUCUCGAAAUACAUAUGCAGAAAAUUGUUUUUAUUUCAUUUGUUCUUCUGUGUGUCGAUGAUGUAUGCGCAAUAAAUUUCUUCUUUAUCGUCGCCGUAGUCAUAAUAAUCAAUUUUAAAACAAACGUACAGAUAAAUGCGAUUAACGUGAUGUCCGCGAUAAUAUCGCUUUUAAUGGUCACUAAAAUGUUGUAUCAGAUUCAAUACAUUAAACAUAAUAAUUGGGAUGUCAACUGCACGAGAAGCGAAAACCCUCAACCAUAUGCAAGCAAUAAUACUGUUUAUAAUAUUGCGAAAUGGUUUGGAAUGGACAAAGAAGGUCCGGCUGGACUUCCAGAUUUGUUAAAAGGUUACAUUGGCAUCGUCACUGUGACUACUUUUAGGAAAAUUAUUAGAGUCCGUCAAUGGUUCUAUCGCCAUAGUAAAGGAGAAUCAUUGGACACUCCUCAAGUGAUGUUUCCAAGCAUUACCAGAAUGGAUGCUGACAAGGGAAUACCGGAAUGCUUAAAAUUUCUCUUUAACUAUGGUUUCUAUAAAUUUGGUCUUGAAAUGUGUCUCAUUGGAAUUGUUACGUUAAUUGGCACAAGAUUAGAUUUUUAUUCUGUAUUAUAUAGCAUGUGGUUGCUAUUAUUUUUCUCGUUAAAAAGGAAAACCGUGGCGCGAAUUUGGCCUUGCUUUAGAACUUUCGCCAUAAUUCUUCUGCCAAUUCAAUAUGCCAUUGUUGUUGCUCCACCUUCAUGGCUUUGUAUAGAUUAUCCAUGGGGCCAAUCUGAAAAAAUGAGAAGAUUACAGGAAUGGAUGUAUCUUCCUGAUCCAGAUUUUCGACCAAAUUCUCGAAAAUUAAUCUGUGACUUUAUCUUAUUAAUAAUGAUCGUGCGACAAAGUUUAGUCUUCCAUAUUGAACAACAAAAUGUACAGCCUGGCAAGAAUUUUGUAGCUGGGCAUAAUUACUCCGUUUUCCAAGAUAUGGAAAAACCAAAUUUUGUGAAUCCUGUAAAGGAUUAUGUAUCACAUAUUCACUCGUGGCUGGACAUAAUUAAACGUGGUAGUAUGAUGAGUUUGAUGUGGAUAACGUUAUCCAUUAUGUUCCUGGCAGGAACGAAAAGAUCGAAUCUUUUUUCACUCGGCUAUCUCAUUGGAGCAUUUAUAUUUCUUUGGCAAGGAAGUGAUUUUUAUUUGAGACCAAUGAAGACUAUUUUAAAAUGGUGGAAUAUAUUGAUUGGGUACAGUGUCAUCGUUAUUUUCUCAAAAGCUCUUCUUCAGGGUGUGGGCUGUGUCCUCAUUAAAGACCUUGAACAUUCAGCCUGCUGGUUGGUGCAAUUAUUGGAUAUCACAUGCUUGGAAAAGUUCAAAGGUCAUAACAAGCCAAUGUUGGAUCCCGCGAAAUGUACUGUCGUUAUUGACGACGUCGGCAUGGUCUGGGACGGAUUAUGCUUCAGCUUUCUUUUAAUACAAAAACGAUUUUUCAAGAGUUACUAUUUCUUCCAUAUAAUAGAUGAAACAAAAGCCAUGAGUAUUCUAGCAUCUCGCGGCGGGGAACUACUUGAAGAGUUGCAUCAGAAACGUAUAGAAAUUCAGGAAAAUGUGGAAAAGACAGUUUUAGAAAAACUAAAGUUCAAGAUGGAUAAAAUUAAAGCCAAUCAGCAGAGAAUACUAGGACCAUCUUAUAAAAAACCUGAAACUCACAAAAUUGAUGAACUCUACCCAUAUACACGGCCGUUGUACAAAGUUCGUUCGCCGAAGACCAACAAAGAGGCGAUCAGAUCCGGUGAUUAUUACAUGUUUGAUGAUCUGGAUGACGACGACGUCACUGAUCUUAUCCCUGACAGCGAGAUUGAGAAGAAGGAAAAAGAACGUCGCCGUGAACAAGAGAGACGAGGAAGGAGAAUGACUGUAUCAGAGUUGAUGAACACGCUGAUUAAAACAGACAUUGAGGUCGCGACACAUGUCGCCAUGUACGGAGGAACAGAAAAGGACGCCCUGAGACUCCGACGUAGAAGUGUACCUUUGACACGGAAGAAAUCAUCCAUGUCCUAUCUGAGCGCUCGCUCCGAGACUGACACUGCUAUGGCUACCGAUGGUCCCGAUCGAACGAGUCUUACUUCAGUAGAAAUGGAAACAGAAGAAAAAGAAGUUACAGACUUAGCUAAAACACCAGAACCUUCAGACGCGGAAGAAGAGAAAACGGAUAGUAAGAGUGAUGAGAAGAAAGAAGAACAAAAAGUCUCAUUUUCCACAUACUUCAAGUUUCUCCUGGUGAUAAUUAACAGUACUCUAACUUCAAUGACGAAAUAUCUAAAUCAAUUCUCGCACGAUUACAGAUACAUUCGCAAAGUUUUAGCGAAAGAGAAAAAACUCCUAAAGGCAAAACCAGAUUUUAAAAUGGGAAUGCGAUUAGGAAUUACUCAAAUGUGGCAACCGAUACCUUUAAUGCAAGAACGAUCAGCUACAAAUGGCAAUAAGGAGGAAUCUGAUCCUGGCGAAGGUCCGAGCCAAUCGCAUCCACAAGAAGAAAGGAAGAGGAGCUCUCUGGCAGUGCCGCACAUCCGAAUUCUGGCCCCAAGUUUGGAGCGAGGAUUGGACAUGUCCUCCUCCAGCACACUUUUCUCGCAAGCUGUACCAGUCCAACAAGAUGAAGAAAUUGGGGAACUUUCAGAAGUAGAUCAACCGCCUAUUAUACAACUGGCAGCAUCUAUCUGGUUUGGAAUCUUGGCGCAUUCCAGUUUGCUUUGUUAUUUUAUGGUAUUUCUUCAUCAAAUUAAAAACGCAUCUGUACUCUCGACACCAUUACCACUUAUGGUGUUCUUAUGGGGUUCUUUAACAAUUCCACGACCCUCCAAAACCUUCUGGGUGACAUUGAUCGCAUAUAUUGAAGCCAUUGUCAUAAUAAAAUGUAUCUGUCAAUUCGAAUCGCUCCCUUGGAAUCAGAAAGCUCCAAUAAAUCAUCCAUUAUACUGGCCGAGGAUUCUUGGUGUUCUAAAAAGAACCAAUUAUGCUCUAUGGGAUUUAUUAUUGCUUCUUAUGUUAUUCUUCCAUAGAUUUAUGUUAAAAUCUUUGGGUCAAUGGACAACUACAUCUUUAAAACCACGAAAGAUUACUCCUUCCCAAUUAACUGUACUUCCGUCGAAGCCCUCAUCGUCAGACAAAGGACAAGAAGAAUCUGUUCAAGAAGAAAGCGAUUCUCAAGUAGAGACAAAAACAUCUCAAGAACAAUCUGCAAGCGUUUCGGGUGAGAUAAAUAAUGUUCCACCUACGACAGAUGAAAACGAGAAGCUCGUGGUUAUUCAAGAAACAGAGAUUUCUCCAGGGCAUCCUCACAAUAAAUUUUCAAAAACAAUGAAUACGGCUGUCACUAAAUAUGGGGAACCAAUGAAGAGUUUCUUUAAGAGGAUUAUUGAUCCAGUCGGCAAAGAAAAAACAAAUGUUUAUGCUUACAUGUUCCUUUGUGAUUUUUUCAAUUUCCUUCUGCUCAUUUUUGGAUUUUCAGCAUUUGGAACUCAACAAGGCGACGGCGGAGUAACGGCUUACCUUCAAGAAAAUCGAGUUCCUAUGCCUUUUCUAUUAAUGUUAUUAUUACAGUUUGCUUUAAUUGUUAUUGAUAGAGCUCUUUUCCUCAAAAAAUCUAUUGUCGGAAAGUUGAUUUUUCAAUAUUGCUUAGUGUUUGGUAUUCAUCUAUGGAUGUUUUUCAUUUUACCGAGUGUGACAGAUAGACAAUUCAACGAUAAUCUUCCGCCACAAAUCUGGUACAUGGUGAAGUGCUUCUAUCUUUUGUUAGCAGCUUAUCAACUGCGACAGGGAUAUCCGACUCGAAUAUUGGGUAACUUUUUAUGCAAAAAGUACAAUAUCGUGAAUUAUUGCUUAUUCAAAGGAUUUAUGUUAGUUCCAUUCCUUUUUGAACUUCGAGCAGUGAUGGAUUGGAUUUGGACUGAUACAUCCAUGGGUAUAAUGGAUUGGUUCAAAAUGGAAGAUGUUUUUGCUAGUAUUUAUCAAAUUAAAUGUAUGCGAGGAGUCGAAUCAGAUUUCCCUCAGCCACGGGGGGUAAAAAGAAAGCAAAUGGGCAAGUACUUGAUGGGCGGAAGCAUUCUUCUGCUCAUAAUUGGCUUAAUUUGGUUCCCUUUACUCUUAUUUGCUCUUGGUAAUACUGUCGGUAUAUCGAAUUUGCCAUACGACGUAUCUAUGAAAAUACGAAUUGGUCCAUACGACCCCAUCUAUUCUAUGUCAGCACAGAGCAAUUCUAUCAUCCCAUAUACGGAAGCUCAAUACAGAUAUCUUACUACAACUUUAUAUGGAAAGGAUAAGUCGGCUGUUACUUUCUUCGAAAAUUACGUCCAUUCGGAUGUUGCUGCAGUAAGAUUCAGUACUUCCUCAGCAAAAUUUUGGAAUAUUUCCCCACCUGAUAAAGAAAGAUUAAAAGAAGAAUUGUCUUCUAAUACCACAAAAAUAGUUGCAUAUGUAGAAUGGACGGUUUCAAGAAAAACAGACGCCAAAGAUGCCAGUGGAAUUACUACGACAGUUCAUGAUAUAAAUUUGCCUCCGUAUGUAGAUGGAGAAUUCAACCCUACAAGACAAGCAUUACUGGACAUAUUAAAGGAGAAUUCCAAUGCAACGAAUGCAACAGUGUUGCAAAGCGCUUUUCCGAAAUUUCUCAAAGUCACCGCUAGAACCACCGAUGUCGUUCCACAAUUAAUGCGACCAUUAUUAAAUCAUGAACCUGGCGAGGAUAAGAGCUAUCUCUACAGAAGUGUGAGUGUUCAAUUAUCAACGGAUGAAAAAUGUUGCGCUCAUCAACAAUGGUGGAUGAUCCGUGAAGUAUGCUCAAAUUCCUCGGACGACUUUUUUAAUAACAUACCACUAAACGAUUGCAAGUACAUCAUGAUGUUCCUAUUCAACGACAAGGCUUUUCCCGAGAGUUUAAGCUUCAUCAGUGGAUUCGGGAUCCUAGGAUUAUAUACUACAGCGGUGAUAGUCAUAAGUCAAUUGAUGCGAAAAGUUGUCAGCGAUAUGGCGCCCAAGAUUAUGUUCGAUGAUUUACCCUAUGUCGACAGAAUCCUUCGUCUUUGUUUAGACAUUUACUUGGUACGCGAAAGCGGCGAUUUAUGUCUUGAAGAAGACUUGUUUGCCAAAUUGAUCUUCCUCUACAGAUCACCAGAAACACUAAUCAGGUGGACGAGACCGCCCGAAGAAGGAGAACGAACUGAUAAUGAGGAUCAAGAUGAAGAAGAAGAAAUACCAGAAGAAGAAAGAAGACAAGGAGAACCAUCUCGUCAUGACUAAGUUGAAAAAAGUAAAAGCUUACUAAUAAUCAAUGUUUUGUAAACUGCGGGUUAUUAAUUAUUAUUAAUUAAUUAAUUAUUAUUUAUGCGGAAAAUUUGAAA